AGUCUUAAGUUACGGCUGAUGUUGCCGCUCUUCUCUUGACGGUGUCUCUGAUUGAACAGGACUGACACUGUUAGUCUACCUGUAAUACCAAGAGUGGAUUAUUAUUUAGUGUUUUAGAUACUAUCCAGUCUUGGUAAUACUGUAAUACUGGGAAGGACUGGAAAACAUGACAAGGUAGCAGUUAUCAAUGGUUUCUCCUAUACUGAUGAUUUUGUAUACUUGCGUCAGAGGCCGUCACUAUGCAUAUUGUCAUGUCAGAAUUAUCACGUGCCAUGGUGGGAGGAGUAUCAAGUGUCGUGUCUUCUUUUUUGUUGAAAAGAAAAGGAUUCUUCGUUGAAAUGUCUUCACGCAGUUCACGGUGUUGGAUUUCAUUUCUGGAUUCUGGAGUCGGGCGGGUCAUAGACAAAGGGAGAGAAGAGUUCAUGAAUCUUAAAGACUUUGCUGAGCAGAAGCUUCUAAAAUGGCGUGUUAAUGCCAUAUUGUCUAACAGAGGCUGGUGCUUUUUGAUUGCCUUGGAUUUAGCUGACAGGGUCAUUGACAAGCUGGAGUAUUGUGUUGUGUCCACUGGAGAUAGAGCUGAUGAAUUUAUUGACCAUCUGUGCAAUGAGCUUACUGAUCACCGCUGAAUUUAAUUGAAAAUAUCACAUGUAACAGUUUUUUAUGUAUCAGCUCACUUCUAUUACAAAUUUGUACGUGUGUAUGUUAACUAACUUAAGUAUUAUCAUAUUGUAAAAGAAGUAUUGUCAAUGUGAAUGUCUUGCAAGU
Amphimedon queenslandica is the source of this 765-nucleotide messenger RNA. RefSeq lists its product as uncharacterized. NCBI's taxonomy places the organism in Eukaryota, Metazoa, Porifera, Demospongiae, Haplosclerida, Niphatidae. The record is from RefSeq and is a predicted model, not a curated record. Bases 240 to 626 code for a protein of 128 amino acids. The transcript has 4 exons.